Neoarius graeffei (lesser salmon catfish) is the source of this 1139-nucleotide messenger RNA. RefSeq names its product GABA(A) receptor-associated protein a (gene gabarapa). The transcript has 4 exons. Lineage: Eukaryota; Metazoa; Chordata; Actinopteri; Siluriformes; Ariidae. Bases 111 to 470 code for a protein of 119 amino acids. Gene Ontology annotation, molecular function: GABA receptor binding; ubiquitin protein ligase binding. Gene Ontology annotation, biological process: autophagosome assembly; macroautophagy; cellular response to nitrogen starvation. The record is from RefSeq and is a predicted model, not a curated record. Gene Ontology annotation, cellular component: autophagosome membrane; cytosol; autophagosome.
GCUCUUGGAUAUCCUUCCGCGUUCGCUGCAGUCGGUUUGUAAACAUCCCCCGCUUCAGCCCGCUUUAUUUUCAUCAGCGGAGAUUAAAGUCUCCCGGGAAUCUUUCCGACAUGAAGUUCGUGUAUAAAGAGGAGCACCCGUUCGAGAAGAGGCGGUCUGAGGGAGAGAAGAUCAGGAAGAAAUACCCGGACCGAGUGCCUGUGAUUGUUGAGAAAGCUCCCAAAGCCCGGAUAGGAGACCUGGACAAGAAGAAGUACCUGGUUCCCUCCGACCUGACAGUGGGACAGUUUUACUUCCUGAUCCGGAAAAGGAUUCACCUGAGAGCUGAAGACGCGCUUUUCUUCUUUGUCAACAAUGUCAUCCCUCCCACAUCAGCUACCAUGGGCCUGCUCUAUCAGGAACAUCAUGAGGAAGAUUUUUUCCUGUACAUCGCCUACAGUGAUGAGAGUGUGUACGGAGAGGACGUGUAGUGUUCGGCCUCGUCCCAACCCUCACUGUUAAACUAAAUAAAUAUCCAGUAGUCCAGCUGAGCGUGUCACACACUUUCACAUCCUGCUCUCACUUCUGCAGUGUUUGUACAUUUAUCUAUUAAUCUGGCCUGCCUGAAAAUCCUGCUUCUCCUUUACACACACUUGCACACUCUUGAAUCUUUUUCCUUUCCUUCAGUGCUGUUUUGUUUUUUUCUGAUUCUCUGUGCAUGUACCAUUUGCUGAUACAGAUUGGAUGACACUUAUUUAAAGUUUGAAUAUGUUCUGCUUUGAGUUUUUGCAGUACGUUUGCGUUUUUUGCAUUUUAAUAUUUUUAUAGCUGUGAUAUUGUGGUUAUGUAAGGUGAUUUAUAAGUAAGGUAAUUAGAUUUGCUUUGAUUUUAUGGAAGUUUUUUUUCUUUCCUUUUUCAGCAUCUCUUUCUGUUUGUCACUAUAAACACAGUGGGAGAAAAUCUGUGAUUUAUUCUUUUGUGUUAAAUCUUUUGACACUGAUGAGCUUGGACUCACUGUGGUGUUGAAGUAUGUUCACGUGUUCAUCUUAAACACCACUUCACCUGUGUUGCCAGAUUGGUUCUGAUUAAGUUCUAAGAGAGUGAAUAUACUGGAUUUUAAUUGUGAGUAAACAGUAAAGAAAUCUGCUCCUGGAAAAAAA